This is a messenger RNA of Kazachstania africana CBS 2517, 1578 nucleotides long. RefSeq names its product GMP synthase (glutamine-hydrolyzing) (gene GUA1). The coding region runs from base 1 to 1578 and encodes 525 amino acids. The transcript has a single exon. The record is from RefSeq and is a predicted model, not a curated record. Gene Ontology annotation, cellular component: cytosol. NCBI's taxonomy places the organism in Eukaryota, Fungi, Ascomycota, Saccharomycetes, Saccharomycetales, Saccharomycetaceae. Gene Ontology annotation, molecular function: GMP synthase (glutamine-hydrolyzing) activity; ATP binding; GMP synthase activity. Gene Ontology annotation, biological process: GMP biosynthetic process.
AUGGCUAAAGUUGAACAAGUCUCUGGUAUCUUCGAUACCAUUCUAGUCUUAGACUUCGGUUCCCAAUACUCUCAUUUAAUCACCAGAAGAUUAAGAGAAUUUAACAUCUAUGCUGAAAUGUUACCAUGUACUCAAAAAAUUUCUGAAUUAUCAUGGAAACCAAAGGGUGUUAUUCUUUCUGGUGGUCCAUACUCUGUGUACGCUGAAGAUGCUCCUCACGUUGACCAUGCCGUUUUCGAUUUAAACGUUCCAAUCUUAGGUAUCUGUUAUGGUAUGCAAGAAUUAGCUUGGAUUAACGGUAAGCAAGUCGCAAGAGGUGAAAAGAGAGAAUACGGUCCAGCUACCUUGAACGUCUUAGAUAAAGCCGACGCAUUAUUCAACGGUGUAGACCAUUCUAUUGUCUGGAUGUCUCACGGUGAUAAAUUAAACGGUUUACCAACUGGUUUCAAGACUAUCGCUACUUCUGAUAACUCUCCUUACUGUGGUAUUGCCCACGAAUCUAAGCCAAUCUACGGUAUCCAAUUCCAUCCUGAAGUUACUCACUCUACUUUAGGUAAAACUUUAUUAAAGAACUUCGCUGUCGAUAUAUGUAAAACUGAACAAAACUGGACUAUGGAAAACUUCAUUGACACUGAAAUUAAGAGAAUCAGAGAAUUAGUUGGUCCAACUGCUGAAGUUAUUGGUGCCGUCUCUGGUGGUGUCGACUCUACCGUUGCCUCCAAAUUAAUGACUGAAGCCAUUGGUGACAGAUUCCACGCUAUCUUAGUCGACAACGGUGUUUUAAGGUUAAACGAAGCCGAAAAUGUCAAGAAAACUUUAGUUGAAGGCUUAGGUAUCAACUUAACCGUCGUUGAUGCUGCUGAUGAAUUCUUAUCUAACUUAAAGGGCGUCACUGACCCAGAAAAGAAGAGAAAGAUCAUCGGUAACACUUUCAUUCACGUUUUUGAAAGAGAAGCUGAAAAGAUCAAGCCAAAGGAUGGUCAAGAAAUUCAAUACUUAUUACAAGGUACCUUAUACCCAGAUGUCAUUGAAUCUAUCUCUUUCAAAGGUCCAUCUCAAACUAUUAAGACACAUCACAAUGUCGGUGGUUUAUUAGAAAACAUGAAAUUAAAAUUAAUUGAACCAUUAAGAGAAUUAUUCAAGGAUGAAGUUAGACACUUAGGUGAAUUAUUAGGUAUCUCUCACGAAUUAGUCUGGAGACAUCCAUUCCCAGGUCCAGGUAUUGCUAUUCGUGUCUUAGGUGAAGUCACCAAGAAGCAAGUCGAAAUCGCAAGAAAGGCUGAUUAUAUCUACAUUGAAGAAAUCAGAAAAGCCGGUUUAUACGAUAAGAUUGCUCAAGCAUUUGCAUGUUUAUUACCUGUUAAGUCAGUUGGUGUCAUGGGUGAUCAAAGAACCUACGAACAAGUUAUUGCAUUAAGAGCUAUCGAAACUACAGAUUUCAUGACCGCUGACUGGUACCCAUUCGAACAUGCUUUCUUAAAGAAGGUUGCUUCAAGAAUUGUUAAUGAAGUUGAUGGUGUUGCUAGAGUUACCUACGAUAUCACCUCCAAACCACCAGCCACUGUUGAAUGGGAAUAG